Molecule: messenger RNA, 1126 nt
Organism: Zophobas morio
Lineage: Eukaryota; Metazoa; Arthropoda; Insecta; Coleoptera; Tenebrionidae
Exons: 7
Coding region: 41-1126 (361 amino acids)
Biological process (GO): sensory perception of smell; detection of chemical stimulus involved in sensory perception of smell
Cellular component (GO): plasma membrane
Molecular function (GO): odorant binding; olfactory receptor activity
Source: RefSeq, a predicted model, not a curated record
GUUUUACCUAGACGCUUUGACAACCAUUACGUGGUAAAAUAUGGCACAUUAUUGCGAAGAUUAUUUUCAGCUUGUUUUAACGUUCUACCACUUCACCGGCCUUAAAAAAUCCAGCAACUCACUUUCUCGAGUUAUUUCGUUAUAUAUUUUGUAUCCACUAUUACUUACGGUGUUUGUGAUGGCAAUCAUUAAUUUUCGGUACAAUUACCACAGCGUAAGUGGAAUUGUUGAAGUUUUCAUGUCAGCUACAAGUUUUGGAUAUAUGGUCCUAUUUAAAACAUUGCUCAUAAUAUUUAAACCCAUAUUUGAAGAUCUCAUCAGCCAACGCACUUCGUUUUGGAAAUAUCAUUUACUAGGUACACUCACUGAGAAAAAAUGCCAUAAAAGAAUGUCGCUUUCUCUAUCCAUCAUAAAAUUUUUAUUAGUUUCUGAAAUCUUUUCAAUAAGUGUACAUUCAGCUGCCCCUCUUUUUAUGGAAAAACUGGAUCUGCCGCAUCCCUGUUGGAUUCCAGGGAAUAAUAAUAAAAUAAGAAUCGUCGUUUAUGUCCUGCAAGUCACGUUCUACGUGGAAGUCGUUUUUUUGCUAAUUGUGGUUAUUGGUUUCUUUUUGAUGAUGUGUACUGAGCUUAAGAUACAGUUUGAAUUGUUGUGUCGGAUGGUGUCUUCGAUCAAUAUCGAAGAAACAGGAGAGAAAUUGUGCUGGCAACAACUUAAACACUGUUAUAAGUAUCACUACUUUUUGUUGCGGAUGCACGACAAGUUAAAUACUAUUUUUUCUGGAUAUUUCGUUUGUGCGUAUUUUUUGACAAUAGGAGGAACUUGUCUGCCUCUCUUCGUCAUGUUUGAUCCAAGUUCAAGCUUUGGUCAAAUUGCCGAGGGGGUAUUUUUCAUCACAAUAACAAACGCUAUGUUUACUUUGAGUGCACGUUUAGCUGAUGAAAUUUAUUCUGUUGAUUGGUACAAUGCAAAUUUAAAAAUAUUAAAAUUUGUUCUUUUCUGGAUGGCUCAAGCACAAAUUCCUGUACAAAUGUCAGGAGCUGGGGUUUUUCAAGUAAACCGAACUUUAUUGCUACGGGUUCAACGUCUUGGAUAUUCAAUUUCAACUUUAAUGACAGGAUUAAAAUAA